AAAGCUGGGGGAAAAUUUGCAAAAAAAGCUUUGUUGGGAGGAGAGAGCAGCCGCUGAUCAGACACGCUUCCUUUCUUCAUUCAUCUUCCUUCCCUUUUUUAUACUCCUUAAUUGUUAGCUCAGACUCUUCUCUAUAUCUCUCUCUAUCCUCACCGCUGCCAUCGCCAAACCUUAUCUCUUACUUCUUCCUGAGUUUUGCUUCUUAUCCGGAUAGCUACAUGUCCUGAACUAGCAAUUUCAUGGGAGUUGUGGAGGAUACUGAACCUCCUUUUAAACGUGCCAAACUCCUCGCUGACGAACCCAACGGCAACUCUCCUUCCGUUAGAGCCACUAGUAGUGUGAACAACUCUUUGGGAGACCUGAUGGCGAGGCCUCUCACCUCCUCCUCCCAAGGGGAUGAUGAAACCAUCGGCUCCAAAGGCGUCAUUAAAAAAUCCGAAUUCGUCAGGAUCAUCACCAGAGCUCUUUAUUCGCUUGGGUACGGUAAAACCGGGGCUAUGCUGGAGGAAGAAUCCGGAAUCCCUAUGCAUCAGUCCGUCGUCAAGGCGUUUCUGCAGCAGGUUAAGGAAGGGAAAUGGGAUGAGAGUGUUGCGACGUUGCACAGAAUCGGGUUGGUAGAUGAAAAGGCGGUUAAAGCUGCGUCGUUUUUGCUGCUAGAGCAGAAGUUCUUUGAGCUUCUGAAGUUUGAGAAGGUAGCUGAUGCGUUAGGGACGUUAAGGAACGAGAUUGUGCCUCUUCGUGUUAAUACAAAGCGUGUUCAUGAGCUCGCUUCUGCACUUAUAUCACCUUCAAAGUUUAUGUCACUUAGCUCAUCGGGUAAAGGUAAAGAGAGUGUGAGUUCAAGGUCUAAGGUUUUGGAGGAGCUGCACAACUUGCUUCCUGCUUCUGUUAUGGUCCCGGAAAAGAGGUUGGAGUGUUUAGUUGAGAAUUCUCUUCGUAUUCAGCGGGAUUCUUGUGUUUACCAUAAUACUUUGGAUAGUGAUUUGUCUCUGUUUUCUGAUCAUCAAUGCGGGAAGCACCAGAUUCCUUCUCGGACUGUUCAGAUCUUGGAGUCGCACACUGAUGAAGUUUGGUUCUUGCAAUUCUCGCAUAAUGGCAAAUAUCUAGCUUCAUCGUCCAAGGACCAGGCCGCAAUUAUAUGGGAGAUCAAAGCCGAUGGGCAGUUUUCAUUGAAGCAUAAACUUGUGGGCCACCAGAAGCCCGUGACUGCGAUCUUAUGGAGUCCUGAUGAUCGUCAAGUUCUGACAUGUGGAGCAGAAGAGGUUAUCAGACGCUGGAAUGUUGAUUCAGGAGACUGUAUUCACACGUACGAAAAAGGCGGCAUCGGUCCCAUUUCUUGCGGAUGGUAUUCUGAUGGGCAGGGAAUCAUUGCCGGGAUGACAGACCGAAGCAUCUGCAUGUGGGACUUAGACGGUAGAGAGUUGGAAUGCUGGAAAGGCCAGAGGACGCAAAAAGUAUCAGAUAUAGCAAUGACGGAUGAUGGCAAGUGGGUCGUUAGUGUAUGCAAAGGUUCAGUGAUAUCCCUGUUUGAUAGGGAAGCGACAGUUGAGAGAUUGAUCGAAGAGGAAGACAUGAUUACAUCCUUCUCGCUUUCGAAUGAUAACAAAUAUCUUCUGGUAAAUCUCCUUAACCAGGAGAUCCGUCUCUGGAAUAUCGAAGGUGACCCCAAGAUUGUGAUGAGAUACAAAGGCCACAAGCGUUCACGGUUCCUCAUCAGGUCAUGCUUUGGUGGCUAUCAACAAGCUUUCAUCGCUAGUGGAAGCGAGGAUUCUCUGGUAUACAUAUGGCACAGAUCAACAGGGAAGUUAAUCAUUGAGCUACCAGGACAUGCAGGAGCGGUAAACUGCGUGAGCUGGAGCCCAACAAACCUUCACAUGUUGGCUUCAGCAAGCGAUGACGGCACCAUAAGGAUAUGGGGACUUGACAGGAUAAACCAACAGAACCAGAAGAAGCAAGUGCAAGCAAGUAGUAGCAAUGGUGUGCUUCACCGAUGCAAUGGGAACUGAUUAUGAUUUACCUUUUUCUUUUAAACUACUUAACAGUUAUGUUGUUUUCUUCCUUCAUCAAUCUCUUUUUCACUUUGUUUCCUUUGGCAUGGAAACAAAAGAAAAAAGCUGUUUUUAAUUAUGAACCCAUAAGUGGAAUGAAAAGAAAAUGCAAAUUGCAACAUUUAUUUCUUUUUUUA
Messenger RNA from Brassica oleracea var. oleracea, 2185 nucleotides. Its product is annotated as WD repeat-containing protein 26. The transcript is spliced from 5 exons. Bases 240 to 2006 code for a protein of 588 amino acids. NCBI's taxonomy places the organism in Eukaryota, Viridiplantae, Streptophyta, Magnoliopsida, Brassicales, Brassicaceae. The record is from RefSeq and is a predicted model, not a curated record. Gene Ontology annotation, molecular function: protein binding.